Messenger RNA from Scomber japonicus (chub mackerel), 3820 nucleotides. RefSeq names its product vezatin, adherens junctions transmembrane protein (gene vezt). Bases 96 to 2600 code for a protein of 834 amino acids. The record is from RefSeq and is a predicted model, not a curated record. Gene Ontology annotation, biological process: cell-cell adhesion. The transcript is spliced from 12 exons. Gene Ontology annotation, molecular function: myosin binding. Gene Ontology annotation, cellular component: plasma membrane. Lineage: Eukaryota; Metazoa; Chordata; Actinopteri; Scombriformes; Scombridae.
GGCUAACAACCAACUUCUUAAUAUAUAACACGGCGCUUGCUUGCCUGUUCCUGCUGACAACAACUUCAGAAUGCAAAGCGGGCCGGCGGAGAGCAAUGACUGAGGAGUUUGAUGAAGAUGUGGUAUUUGAGAACUCUCCUCUUUUCCAGUACCUGCAUGAUUUAGGGCACACAGACUUCGAGGCAUGUCCGACGGCAUCACAAGAGGAUGAAUAUGGCGGACAGGAGGGAGACCUCGACUCUCCGGAUGAAGGUCCACAGAAAACUUCAGGAGGACGCUUAUGGAGACUGGCUGAAGCCUUGUGGAGAUGGAGCCCGAUUCACCAGGCUGCUGCAUCUCGUAAGCUGGAGCAGCAACUGGACUGCGUGUUCGGUCAGUACUCGGUGAGAUGCAUUCUGGACCAGGACGUGCUGCUGCAGGAGGAUGUGGAGCUGAUCGAGCUGUUAGACCCCAGCCUGCUCACACUGGGCUCGUCGCCCUCUGGCUCACCCAGCAGAGCCAGCAACCUGCCCAGACCGAGCCUCAUCGCCAGACCCUCCCUAUGGGACAUGGCGGGGCUGGUCGGCAUGGCUGCAGUGCUGCUGGGUCUGUGCUCCGUUUCCGAGGGCCUGUGGUCGCUGGCCGCCGCCCCGUGGGGCCUCGCCCUGCUGGGCUGGGUGGGGCUGAGAGGGGCCACACUGUGGAAACAGGGCCGCAUGCAGAGAGGCGUCCACGCCAGAGCCACGCAGCUCCAGACUCUGGUCCACAACAGCAAGACUCUGACGGGCUUGUCUCGUAAAGCCCUGCGCCUGGUGCAGGAGACCGAGGUCAUCUCCAGAGGGUUCACCCUUUUGCUCGACAGGGUGAGUGCGGCCAGCUCCUUUAGCAGGGCGGGGCCAGGGGCGGUGCCACGCGGUCAGCAGCUGAUCGGACUGAGAAAGGCCCUUUACCGGGCGCUCCGCUCUGCCUUUAGAGCCUCGCGGAGAGCCACCUGUCACAUGCUCAAGGCGUUCCCUCUGAACUCCGAGAUCGACAACGUCACCAACUACGUGUCUGCGGUGCCUCUGAAGGAGCUGGGGCUCGGACUGGGAAUCGAGCACCUGGGUGACGAGCAGGCGCAGGAGCUCACAGACGACUACAGCCUGCCCGCCCUAAAGAUGCUGUUCCAGCUGUGGGUGGGACAAAGCUCUGAAUGUUUCCGUCGACUGGCCCUCCUCCUGUCACCGCAGCGAAUAGAGGAGCCAGAAGAAGGAGUCCCAAAAGGAGAAACCUCCCCUCUUCCUCCUCGUCCUUCUACGCCCGCGUUGCACCGCUCCAUCGCCGCGGUGACCGAGCCCCUCCAUCACGCUCUAGCCAGCUGUCUCUGCGAAGUGCAGCGCAGCUACGACUUCCACCGCCAUUUCGAGACCCAGCCGAGAUCGACGGGCUACGACAGGACCGGGCGAGCCAGGGAGAAAUGCCGAGAGCUCAACACCCUUCACACCUCCAUCCGAAGUCUGCAGCUGCACCUCAAGGCUGUGCUCAGCGAGAUGAUCAUUCUUGAGGACGACCUGGAGAAGCUGAUGGUGUCCAAAGAAGUGGCGGAGUUCACGCUGGAGGGCUACAAAGACCUCAGCGACCGGCUGCACCAGCUGCAGCCGCACAUGCAGGCGAGCUCCGGCUGCUGGGAGGACACCAUCACACAGGUGGAGCGCAUGCUGAGACGGGCCAACGCCUGUCCAGGUAAUGUGGAAGGUGUGGAGCAGUGUGGUCCUCUUCUACCCGAGAUUCCUGAUCCUCCUCCUUCGUACCCCUUGAUCCUAGACAGGGAUCCAGUACCGGAGGAGCUGGAGUGGGAGGCCUAUGUGUCCGACUCGGACUCAGAUGGAGAAGGCCGGGGUUCCUGGUGUGACAUGUUGACACCGGAGGAACGGGAACGCCAGCGCCGGGAGAGGGAGGAGUCUCGCCGCGUCCUGUCAGAGCUCAAAGCUGUUCUGGGCUUCCGUGCGUCCGAGGGCGAGAGGAUGAAGAGGAAGCAGCUGCUCUUCAACGACCAAGCUGCUGUGACGCCUUCAGCUCACACUGACGGCUCAGAUCCCGCCGUGGAGCCGUCCGACACUCCCGCCUCCGAGGGCUCAGCAGAAGAAGGUGGCGACGAAGAAGGAAACCACCUAUCUGAGCGCGCGGCAGGAAACGAAGCCGAGGAAGAGGAAGGAAAAGACGAGAGGGUGGGGGCCGACCCCUCCGCUGAGCCGGCGAUGGAGUUCAGCUGCGGUCGGGAGUCGGAGGGGUUCGUCGGAGGGGAGCUGGGAGGAGGUUUGGUGUGCGCUAGAGGAGGAGGAGGAGCGUCGGAGCUGCACCAAUACGACGGCGUCCUGGAGGAAGGGGAGGCGCAGAACGGUCUGGACUGCUUCCUGAAGCCCAAAGUCACCGCCGUCUCCGUGAUGGACAGACUGACGGAGAUGCACGGCUCGCAGGCUCUCAGCUUCAGCUCCGCCCUCGCCGCUCAGGUGGCGGCACGCUCGCACUCGCUCGUCCACAUGGAGGAGCAGACGUUCGGAGACGAGGAUGAAGAAGAAGAAGGAGAAGACGAAGAAGAAGAGGAGGAGGAAAGCAUCAGACGCAAACCUCAGAAAGACUGAAAUCAAACAACCCCCCCGCCCCCAUUUGCUGCUGUAGCCGAGCACUGAGCAGAGACUGUAUCUACGUCUGAAUGUCUGGGUGUCUUUUAAUCGAUCGGUCCGUGUCACAUCUUAAAACCCGUUCAUGGUGUUCAGAUAUUAAAAAAAAAAAAAAAAAAGAUUACACCACUCUCUCCGUUACCGAUCCGUCCACGUUACAAUUUACCCAACGAUUCUUUACUUACUGUACUCUUUUUAUUUUGCUGUUUAAAAAAAAACAAAAAAACUCAGGUACCAGAACCACUACUACAAAAACCAUAAAGACCUUUUAUGGUGUUUUUAAUAAGGUCAAUAAAACCCAGAAUGUCUCUAUACAGUAGUCAGUUUACUCGGUGACAUCUUAUUAUCAUCGUGUAUAUUUCACACACUCAUCGUUCAGUAGACGUGAAAAACAAAUGUUAGAAACACACAUGAUCGGCUUCAUACAUUAAAACCUGUAACAUAUAGAGAGAGGAGGGGGGGUUAAAUAGAGAACGGUUUUAAUUACAAUUAAAGUUAUUAGAGAAGGUUGUAAUCAGCUGAUCUUUAUAUAAAAUCUUCAAGGCAGACAAGAAGGAGGUAGAGGGGGGCGAGAGGAGGAGGAGGAGGAAGUGGGAAAGCUAUUUUUACUAUCAGCGCUUUUAUUUUCUAAAUUCGUCCAGCUACCCCCCACCCCACCCCCCUUCUUCUUCUUCCCCAAAUCCGACACAAUAGGGUCACACGUAGCCGACCGUACGUCCACACUCCAGUUUCGAGUGACGCUAUUGUACAUUUAAAAAAAAAACCCCAACAACAAUUGUAGUAGCGUCUCUGUUUACACUCAGUGGAGAAGAAGAAGAAAAAAAAAGAAGAAGCCUCAAAUUAUGACUUUGACACUUUAUGGACUGAAUACUGAGAAUUUAAGCUGCUGUGAGAUGAUGGGGGUGGGUUUUUAAAAAGAAGAAAAAGAAGAAUUUUCUCUCAUGUGAGGGCAAUCUAUACCUUUUUUUUCCCCUUUUAAUAUAAAGUUGCCAUAAGAGUCUGAAGAGUCCUGAUGUACACCCCUCCCUCCUUCCCUCCCUCCCUCUCUCUCCAGUCUUUCUUGUCACCAUGUCUGCCUUCUCCUGACCCCUCUCCCUCUCUCCUUCCCUCCAUCGGGGGUGAGGUCUGCCCCCCCCCCCUCUCCCCCUCCUCCUGUAUUUUUUUUCCAGUGUGAAAAUAAU